UUUCAAUCAUUUCAUUUAAAGAGUACCAUUGACCGGAAGAGCUGAGCUGAGAUUUUAGCCUUGAGACUUGACUUUUUUGAAGAGUUCCACUUGGCUAUAUAAAGUGGUUAAGGAACCCGGAGUACCGUAUCUAGGCCCAUACUUGUUCAUGCGACAUUUGUGUCUCGACGCAAGUUCGGAAUGCUGUUUCAAGUAGCAUUUCUCCUCCUGGGAGUCGUCUCUGCCAAACCUCUCAUCGCAAGAGAGAACAGCAGUGCCACUCCCACUCCCACUGUUUCAAGCAGUAGCACACCUCCGCCUGGGCCAUCUGGUGGAUGUGCCACAUCGUCAACGAGUAGCCAAUGGUUAAGCAUAUGCGACACCACGGUAUUCUGGCCAACAUCAACCAACUACUUCUACGGCCCAACCACCGGACCCGAAGCAUCUGCUGUCUCCUGCAACGCCGAAUGGGUGGAAUACGACGGACGUGCCAGUGGCCUACAAUCCCUCGGCGCAACGUCUACCUCCACCAUCUACAGCACCUACAGCACCAGCACGGGAGCCUGCAACACCCACAUCUGGGGGGAAGGCUAUGACGACCCCCAUAGCGGCCCGGUUACCACCCUCUGCGACGGGAUCCCCCGGGCCCUGGGCCCCCGAGAAUCAUUCACCACCUACUGGCCCGGCACAGGACCCUGCAGCAAGUUCCUGGCCACCGAAACCACCACAACAUUAGUCUACCGCUCGCCCACCCCAACCCCCAGCUGCGAGCUCAACACUCAAGACUGCAUCCCCAUCUGGAAGACCUACACCAGCCUCCGUGACGCUUACUAUACCUCCGUAACCACCUCCAUCCCAGGCGACACGAACAGCCCCAUUCGUCCGGGAAGCUGCCCCUCCACCUCGAGAAACUACACCGUAGACGACCCCUGCACAAACUGCCACUUCCUUCCUGACACCGCAACCCUCUUCUACUGGCCCGUCACCACCAAAGACGGCGAUCUCUGCAAGCAAAACGGAACCACUGUUCCCGCCACCCCAACGGGGUCCGGACCGAACACCGCUAUCAUCGACGGCAACACCUUCACCUCCCCCAGUAUCUACGUCUCCUUCACCAGCGUCUACGCCCGAAGCAACCAGCGUGCCCAUCCCGGCGGGUCCUGCGGGGGCGAUUACGAAGACGUCAUUAUCUCCGUCGACCCAAGCGCCGUGUCCUCCGUCCGGAGCCAUGUCAACGCUAAAUACCCGACCAUCGGCACCGCGUACCCGUUCGAGUAUGCCGAGUUCCAGCCGCAUGAGGUCGGGGAGUAUACCAUGUCAUUGAUUCCCUGGGAGAAGUAUCAGGGUGGUUCGCAGUGUCCAUUCCGGGGCGGGAAUAAGUGUUCGAUGGUGCGCGAUGAUUAUUUACCUUGGAUGGAAAUUCCAGAGGGCGUGAUGACGCAGAUUGAUCCGCGGUGGACGGAGUGUGAUCGUCGGUGGUAUAUUCCGCCGGUUAGUAUGGUUCCGAUUAUUGGGGAUUUGGAGGCGAGAGCUACAGGGGGUGCGGAGGUGAGGGCCAGUGCUACGGCGGCGGCAGCGGUUCCGGUGGAGGGCGUUGCGGUGCCGACGCCUGAGGCUACGGGGUGGUGA
Molecule: messenger RNA, 1608 nt
Organism: Aspergillus alliaceus
Lineage: Eukaryota; Fungi; Ascomycota; Eurotiomycetes; Eurotiales; Aspergillaceae
Exons: 2
Coding region: 181-1608 (475 amino acids)
Source: RefSeq, a predicted model, not a curated record